AUGGCGAUCCUAACCUCACCCCUCCUGAUCCGCUCACACGCUCUCACUCUCCUCACGCUAUCCUACUACCUCAUCACAUCACCAUCCACAAUCCUCUCCUCCUCCGCUCUUACCCUCCUCGGCCAAUCCAUGCGUCUUCCCCCAGCAGCAUUCCAGCCCUACCGCAACACUCUCACACAAGCCUACAGCGUGGUCACGCCGGCGACACACGAGCUAUGCGGUCUGCUGGGACUAGUGUUGGGCGUGAUGGCACUGGGGGAGCUGUUGUGGGCUGGCGGCUUGGGUGUAGGGGAGACGUUGCGGUACGAGGAGGGAAGCCAGAGCGGGUUUGGAGUCAAGCGGGUCAGUAGGGAGCGGAAGGGCGAGGAUUUGGCUGUCUUGAGUGCUGCGCAAGGGAGCUGGAUGGGGCAAGCGGUGCUGAGAGUAGGGCUGGAAGGGUUGCUGUGUAUCUGGAGCUAUCUUGUUUGGGGCGAUCGGGAUCUACUGGGGCUUUCGGGUGGGAAGUCGCGCAAUCGUGGUGCGACGGGCGAUGGAAGUCUGCGGAUGGUGUUGGGCAAUCAGGUGGUGUUCACGCUCGCGCUGCUGGAUAUGCUAUUCUGGGGUUGGGUGUGGACGGUGAUUAGGGAGGAGAGGAGGGAGGUGCUGAGAGGAGUGCAGCAGUGGAGGGAAGAGGGGGUAGGUGAGGAGGAAAGGGACGAGUGA
Messenger RNA from Cyphellophora attinorum, 702 nucleotides. RefSeq lists its product as uncharacterized. The record is from RefSeq and is a predicted model, not a curated record. NCBI's taxonomy places the organism in Eukaryota, Fungi, Ascomycota, Eurotiomycetes, Chaetothyriales, Cyphellophoraceae. Bases 1 to 702 code for a protein of 233 amino acids. The transcript has a single exon.